Molecule: messenger RNA, 576 nt
Organism: Paraglomus brasilianum
Lineage: Eukaryota; Fungi; Glomeromycota; Glomeromycetes; Paraglomerales; Paraglomeraceae
Source: the annotation of a GenBank genome assembly
AUGACAGAGCUUGAAUUCAAAGAUAUAAAAGGAGAGGCAAGUCGGUUUCCAAAAUCUCAGUCAGCCAGACAUUCAUCUCAAUUUUGCUCGUUUGCUACAAAGGCUCCAAAGAACCACAAUCAAAACAACCAUCAACGAUCGAAUAAUAUCAUAUAUUUUUUCGCAAUGAAGCUCUUACUUGUUUUCGUCAUCCUCUCUGCAUUGGCAUACACCACCCUCUCUGCACCAGCCGACGGGUGUGCUGGUUUCCGCAUCACAUCGCCAACGGCUCCAGGACUCGUCUGGACUGAAGGCCAAUGUUACUCUGUGUCUUAUGAUUUUGGGGCUAGCUCUGUCACAAGUGUCAAUGAAGUCGACCUCUUUACUUCUGGAGGAUCAUUCGUGAAGAAACAAUGGAGCGGAUCUUUGGGACCAGGAACGGGCGAUACCGGUUUAUUUAAUUUGGAUGCAAAUCAUGUUACUGGCGACUAUCACUUUGUGCUAAAGACAAAGACCUCUAGUGGUGCUGAAUGUACAUUCUCAAGCGUGAACUUUCACGUUGUCUUCAAUCCAAACAGUCCACCAGCGCAAUGCUGA